Nomia melanderi (Alkali bee) is the source of this 6215-nucleotide messenger RNA. It is a transcript of the gene atos, whose product is annotated as atos homolog atossa. The record is from RefSeq and is a predicted model, not a curated record. NCBI's taxonomy places the organism in Eukaryota, Metazoa, Arthropoda, Insecta, Hymenoptera, Halictidae.
CAUUACAAGAUUCGAGUUUUCCGAUUGCUUAAGACUUGUUCUCAUUUAACCGUUGAAUAACGAAACCGUUACAUCAAUUAACCUUGACGCGAAAAUACUCCGACGAUUUCGAGUGUCGCGACGAUUCAGUCUGCCGCGAAUCCGAUCGGUGCGUGUUGCGCAAAGUUUACUGAAAAAAUCAUGCGGUCCGAUAAACCCGACAAAUACGUCGCGAACGUCGCACGCUGCCCGAUCCUCCCGUGCACGGAUUUCUGAAUUCAGCCGCAAAACACGCGUCCAUUGACGAAACGUGAAUUACAGCUGAUUGCCAUAUGAUCGCCAGUGCCGACAACCUUCCAACGAAAAAUCCCUUCGCCCCGUGCCGUUUUCGUUCCUUCCAUUUCGCGUACCCUCGACUCUCCGUGCUCGCAUUAUCCUCGUACACAACGAAUACACUGAAAUCAUCAAAUUCUCCAAUUCCCUAAAUCUUUAAUUACAUUAUCCACCGUUUACAAAGCGUCGAGGAAGCUUGACAAUUCGUUUCCUUCGUUCAUUGUCGCCCGUUCUUUUAUUCCCUCUACUGCGAACCACAUCAUUUUCUUAUCGCUAAAUCCUCGAUUCUGUUCCUUGACAAUCGGCAAGCUGUGGUCAGCAAUGGCAAGGGCAAGGGAGUCGGCGAUACUCGUGAUCACGACGUAAAAUCGCGUCGGAUUCGAUGUCGAGGGGCAUAAGUCGAUCCAGAGUAGACCUUUGUGCAACAUUGUAAGAGGGAGCCACGCAGUGUCUUUCUCGGGCGAGCAUUGGCAGCCGUGCUGUCCCGCAGAGAGCUGUCACUGGCUGGGUCAGUUGGCAACAGACCUUCGAGGUGGUCGUGAGUGCUUGUGCUGUCGCAGCUCGUGCCCGUCAAACUUCUCUUGUCGGGGUUUCGACGCGGAAAGGACGACCAGCGGAAGGGUUUCGAAGCGGAUCGUGACAGAGCAGGGACGAGUCCAGGAGCGCGUCGAUAGUUCGGGGAAAAGUAUGGGGUCAGUCAGGAUCAUUUGACCCACGGGAACGACUCCAGGCUCGGUGGAUCGUGCUACCUCGUUUGAUACUACAAAUCGGUAUGCACUGCCUAGGCGCGGUGAUAGGAGGCAUUCCCAGCCCAAAUGGGGUUGGCGGUCGGGGUGGCAUUCUUAGCGUGUUCCGAGCCCUUGGAGUCCUUGUGUCCGAAGGGAGGAUUCAGGGCCUUCCACGUGGUUACAAAGAAGGCCCACACUGUGCGGCGCCCAUGCAGGCGGCUCCUAACGACCAUGUGUGCGAGGAAGACAAUUACUUGUGCAAUCGAUAUCUUGUGCUGGUUCGAGAGAUCGCCGAUCGUACAGCGAUCGGUUCGUACUUGUGCAUCGAAGUAAUGUUGUGCAGCGAUUGUCCGUGCGGUUUGGCCAAAGCGACGAACAAGAAUCCGAUCAGUACCGUGCCGUCCUUAUCAAUCUCACCAUGGCAACAAGCGUCGGAGAUGCUGCUGGAGUACUGGUGUAUCUGCGUCGUUCCCAGCAAGAGUCCGGAGACGAUGAACUUUUACGGGCUGUACCAAGCGGUACGCUCCCGGCUUCACUUCAGUCAAGUCGCGGCCUGGUGGUCCCGAAGCAACGGCACAGCGCCGAGCUACAUCACGACGAGGGUGGUGCCGUAUAACGAGGAGAAUCUGAGGAAAUUCCGGGAGGCCCCUGUAGAGCAUACCUUCCCUUUGGCCGGCAGCGGCGAUGGAAAUUCGAUAAAGGUCACCGUGUGGGCACUGCCGAGGAUGGAGGAGGUGCCGAUUCUCACCUGUCCGUUGCAUCCGAUCAAAGAGAAAGACGAGGAGGGUGUCGCGAGGGCUUUGACGCCCACCAAGGCGAUCCCGGUCCCCGCUGCUUCCCAGAACACCGAGGGCCUCGUUCUGCCUGCAUUGGUGGACGACAGACUGCAGACGUCCUGCGACAAGCUCGGCAAGCAUCACUGCCGCUGCGAGGACGAGGACGUCUCGCCGCCUUCACCGUCCAUCCCGCGGCCGACCGGAGAGAGGAAACGUCGCCGUUCGCUGCCAUGCGGUCCCUCGGACGUGAACACCGUGACAGUGCAACCGAUGCCUCUGCCGGCGGUCCAGGAGUCCAUCACGCAGGAGGCGAAGGACAGCCAAAGCUCGAGCUACCCGAAGUGCUCGGCCGAGAUCUCGAACAACCGCGGCAAGUCUGUUCAGAGCCAGAGCCACUGCAAGCUGGAGGAGAACGGAGUGAGGAACCGCAACAAUUUGAACGCCGACAACCUGGAGCGUUGCUUCAAGGCUCAGCUGAGCAUCGAGGAGCGCGACGGGAACGUGGAGAAGCGCUACAAGAGAUCGCUCGAGGAUGCGGAGCCAGCGAAGCCGGCCGGCUUCAAGGACAAGCAGUGCAACUUGGAGAAGAAAGACGCGAAGACCGGCAACAAGAAGAUGAAAGACGCGGAGAGCAAGCCGGCGGAGAGGAACGGGCUGUUCGAGAAUCUGAUACCGUUCAAUUCCUCGUUACCGUGGUCUUUCGUCGAGUCCUGGAACAACAGCACCGCGAACAGCAAGUGCGCGUUCCAGAGCCUGCGCGGGAACAAGGAGAGCUACUUCAACGACUCCGAGAGAACCUGCAAACCGGCAGUGUCCAGGGAUACGAGUUUAGUGAUCAAUCCGUUCCGGCAACCGAGUCCUUUCCACGAGUCAAAUCCUGGCCCGUCGACGAAUAACCGGCUCAAGCAGGACUCCCUGAACUCUGUUUGCAUGGUGCACCAGAGCUGCACCAAACCGUCGAACAAGCUUUCCAACGCCGUGUCCGCCGGCCAGGAAUUCGCGGACUCCGCGUUAGACGGCGCCGCGAAUAACAAAGGGAGAUCGGGAAAGGAUCUGAGCCAGUUGAUGUCCAAGUUGUCGUUCCCGGAGGAGAAGGAGAAAGCGAAGGAGGAAGGAGGUUUCUUGGAUUGGUUCACCAAGGUGCCCGGCAGAAUGCUGGGCGUCGCGCCGAGCAACGGCUACGUGGAGAACAAGGUGAAAGCGACGAACCUGAAGAGCCAAGAGCAGCACGGGACCGAGGUGAAAUUCAAGAACUGCAACCUGGAGCUGAGUCAACGGGAAUUCGACGAAGUGCUGGCCGUGCUGAGGGCCAGAACGCCGUCCGGCCGGAAGAGGACCAGCGUGAAGACGGUGAAGAGGCGGGAGAGGUCGGAGAAGUCGUUCGAGGACGGGCCGGAAAGGAAGUACGUGAACCUGGAGAACAGCGAAUGCUCGACGAACAACAUAGCGAAUCGCGGCAAGGCUUGCGAGAGCUGCAGCCACAAGCUCUGCCGGAAGAACGACCAGCAAGCUAUGGAGAAGACCCACUUCGGCGAGAUCUAUGGCAAUAAGAAUAUCUACAAUCCCUCGCAGAAGCGGGAGAAACUGGACAGCGGAUCGAACGAGGAUUCGCAAACGGUGAAGUGCACCAACACCGAGAAACGGUUGAACGAGGCCGCCGACUGUCUACAGAACGUGUCGAACAAGGCGGACAUACUAUUGGGAGCAAUCUUACGAACCAGUAAGGAACGAAGAAAUCUGCCAGAGGUUUCUAGCGGGACCAAGCCGAGGUCCGUGUCGUCGUCGGCGGCCGCGAGCGAGACGGAGAGUGCUCGGAGCAACGUGGAGGCCGAGCGUAUGUGCCAGGAGCAGAGGACCGUGGCGCUGGAGGACGAGAAGUCGUUGCACGUGGCGCUGAACAAGAAGUUCAGCAGGAUUCGACAGCUGUUCAAGAAGGAGCAAGAGAAGAAAGCCGGGGACAGUGCGGAGGCACAGCCGACGGUCGUCCAACGUUCGUUCUCGUACAACAACGUGCAACCGAGCUUGCACGAUCCAAAGAACACGAGGGACAGCAGGGCGAAGCGACGGAUAGACUUCACGGGCUUCGCGGAGCCGGAGAAGAAGAGUGAGGCGUGCACCGAUCCUUCAGAGCUUAGUACAAAUGGCGCACAUCAAAACUCGAGAACCUAUAGUACAAAUUACAAGGAGGGUAGCACCGGCGGAUACGACGAUCCGGGUAUGCUCAAGUGGCAGAACAGACUGUAUAGUACAAACCAGGAGGAUAGCACAGCUACCGAGCAGAAGGAAGACGAUAACGAAGCUGUUGCGAAGCUGGCCAAGGAAACGAAGCCGUGGAGCAACGCGAAGGACAAUACGACGAUCAUCGAGGAGGACGAGACCCUCGACAGGGUAGUGCCCACUGCCAUCGAGCAAGAGAGAUUCCGGAGAUCAUUGGAGAACGCCGCGUCGAUGGUGUUCCACAGCAGGACCGGGUUGCCGUUGACCUCCAGCCCGGCGCCGUUGAGAAGAGGCAGCUGUUGUUUCGAUUACGAUAGUAGCUUGAAUUCUGUGUCAUCUAAGAGAAGCGCAUUGUUCGAGCUGAAUACCCCGCCGAGCCCAGGCGCUGUCUCAUUGGAGGAAACCGACAGAGAGACCGAGAACGCCGGGGAAGGCGAGGAGACGCCGAAAAGGCGAUCCACUUCUCGCAGUAGACCGCAGAGUCACGCUCUUUUAGGCAGCUUCGAGGAAUCGGCGUUGAACGGAAGGCUCGAACCGGUGUCGACGGUUCACGGGUUCACGGCGGAGCUCGGCGCGAGCGGUUCCUUCUGCCCGAAACAUCGAAAACUUCCGGUCACCGUGUUCUUUUACACACUCGGUGACAAUGAUAAAGUUUCUACGCCCUAUCUCGCACAUAUUAAUUUGGGCAAAAAGGGCUACCAAGUACCAAGAAGCGGUACUAUACAAGUAACGCUUCUCAAUCCCUUGGGUACUGUCGUUAAGAUGUUCGUAGUACUAUACGAUCUUUCUGAUAUGCCGCCACGAUCUCAUACUUUUUUACGUCAGAGAACACUGCGGGACAAAACGCUACGCUACCUCGUUCAUCUUAGAUUCAUGUCCGGCAAGUCGGGCCGAAUUUACUUGCACACGGACAUUCGUAUGAUCAUUUGCCGGAAGUCCGACGUCGACACGGCAUCGGACUUCGGGUCAGAGCCACCAAAGGAACUCCGGAGCUACAUCCACGGUCCUACCAAUCCGAAAUUUUCGCCAAGGUGCUGAGCCAUGUGGCUCUUUCCAUGGGGUUGCUGCCAGUCGCUCCGCUCUCCUAGCCCCCUUUACGCAGAGGUUUAAAUUCGGACUGUUUUUCCCGCACAGAUCUUUCGCAGAAAGGCACUGUUCGCUUUGGAAAAGGCUGCGCGUCGAACGAAAACGGAUUUUGAGACGAGCCCGAGGAAAGGGGAACCCUGCAAGUGGUACAGUUCGAUCGAAAUCAGUCUUUAAUAAUUAGACUACGGAUCUCUAUGCGAUUCAAUGAUUGUUCCCCAUCCAUAUCGAAGCUUAAUGAAGCUUCCUUCGUUAUUCGGGGCUUCGCGUAUACGACUCUUAAAAGAGUAUAUAAAUAUUUUCGUUUCAUUUCGAUCGCUAAGUCGUUUUGAGUUUUUUAUCGCAUAAACGUCCGCAGUCUGUUAAUACUGACGCUUUUCGAGGAAGGUUAGACUGUCAAGGGAAGAGGGAAAGUGAUGGAAUUCGCAAGAUUCGAAGAGGAAAGGAGCCUUUAUCCGGAAAUGGUUGUGGAAUGGACUAGAGGGAAACCUUUGUGUAUUUUCAAGAGGAUGGCUGGUUGGAGGAAAUGGAAGGACGGACAAAUGGAUUUUUAGGAGCUUGCCUACCUAUUUUCGUGUAGCGCAGCUGAAUGAUUUUCAGACGAUCGUCUGCGAAGGAAGGAGAAGAAGGUCGGAGAGUUGGACGAUUUUCGGGAGAAAUGUUUUAAAAGAGACGCUGCUUUCUCUGGAGAAAUGUUUUGCGAAGAGAAGCGAGAAAGGCAUGCUAAGGGGAACAUUUAAGAUUGUUUCGUCUAAGAGCCGCUUGUCUUUAUUGAUUAGCCGUGGUUUAUUUGUUUCUUUUUCUUUCGUUUAGGCAAUAAUUUUAUUUAUAACACGAAAGGCGCGUCAUUAGCUUGCGAUAGCUUCUUCCAUUCUAGUUUUCACCGUGUUCGAAGAUCAAUGGAAAUUUUCAGUUCAGUGUAUGGUCUUUGCAGCGAGCCGUUUCGUUUGGAUUGUAAUCUCGUUUCUACGUUGCCGAUUGAGGUCCCUUUGUCUUUCAAAUUCAAACGUUUCCAGCUGCCAGGCCCGCGGACUUUGAAUCGCAAGCUAGAAGAUCUCCUUGGAAGGCCAUCUUCUCGAUUAUAUUGUUGUAAAUAGCA